AUGGCCCACGUGAGACACUUUUGGACAUUAGUUUCGGGAUUUUACUUCUGGGAAGCAGCCCUUUUACUCAGUUUGGUUGUUACAAAGGAAACAGAUAGUGCAAGAUCUCGAAGUGCUCCAAUGUCACCUUCUGACUUCCUGGACAAUAAGAUGGAUCGACACAGUGGCUACAAUGAUAGAAUAAAACCUAGCCCUUUUGUUCUAAUCUUUUUUUCAGGCCCUCCAGUUAAUGUUACAUGCAACAUAUUCAUAAACAGCUUUGGUUCUAUUGCGGAGACGACCAUGGAUUACAGGGUGAAUAUUUUUCUUCGUCAGAAAUGGAAUGAUCCUCGUCUUGCAUAUAGUGAAUAUCCUGAUGACUCUUUAGACCUAGACCCUUCCAUGUUGGAUUCCAUUUGGAAACCUGAUCUGUUCUUUGCCAAUGAAAAGGGUGCCAACUUUCAUGAAGUUACUACAGACAACAAAUUGUUAAGAAUUUUCAAAAAUGGAAAUGUUCUCUAUUCAAUAAGAUUGACAUUAACACUUUCCUGUCCAAUGGACCUCAAAAAUUUUCCAAUGGACGUACAAACAUGUAUAAUGCAACUGGAAAGCUUUGGAUACACAAUGAAUGAUCUCAUUUUUGAAUGGCAAGAUGAGGCCCCUGUACAAGUGGCAGAAGGACUUACAUUGCCUCAAUUUCUGUUGAAAGAAGAGAAAGAUUUACGAUAUUGCACUAAACAUUACAAUACAGGAAAGUUCACAUGUAUAGAAGUACGAUUCCAUCUUGAACGACAAAUGGGAUACUAUCUAAUCCAGAUGUACAUUCCCAGUCUCCUGAUCGUCAUUCUUUCCUGGGUUUCAUUCUGGAUCAAUAUGGAUGCAGCUCCAGCCAGGGUAGCUUUGGGAAUAACCACUGUGCUGACUAUGACCACACAGAGUUCAGGAUCACGAGCUUCCCUACCAAAGGUUUCGUAUGUCAAGGCUAUUGACAUAUGGAUGGCAGUUUGCCUCCUUUUUGUGUUUUCAGCACUUCUGGAAUAUGCAGCUGUAAAUUUUGUAUCGAGACAACAUAAAGAACUUCUGAGAUUUCGACGAAAAAGAAAGAAUAGGACAGAAGCUUUUGCAUUGGAGAAGUUUUACCGUUUCUCAGACACGGAUGACGAGGUAAGGGAAAGUCGAUUCAGCUUCACAGCCUAUGGAAUGGGGCCAUGUCUGCAAGCAAAAGAUGGUCUGACCCAAAAGGGACCAAACCAUCCUGUCCACGUAAUGCUGAAAAGCCCAGAUGAAAUGAGGAAAGUCUUUAUUGACCGGGCCAAGAAGAUUGACACUAUCUCCCGAGCUUGCUUCCCAUUAGCGUUUUUGAUUUUCAAUAUUUUCUACUGGGUUAUCUAUAAAAUUCUUAGGCACGAGGAUAUUCACCAACAACAAGAUUAA
Molecule: messenger RNA, 1413 nt
Organism: Orycteropus afer afer
Lineage: Eukaryota; Metazoa; Chordata; Mammalia; Tubulidentata; Orycteropodidae
Gene: GLRA3
Product: glycine receptor alpha 3
Biological process (GO): regulation of membrane potential; chemical synaptic transmission; chloride transmembrane transport
Cellular component (GO): neuron projection; plasma membrane; synapse
Molecular function (GO): glycine binding; extracellularly glycine-gated chloride channel activity; transmembrane signaling receptor activity
Source: RefSeq, a predicted model, not a curated record